AUGGACCUUCAUGGCACUCACACCGGCAACAAUAUUCUCAAGAAUGCAGAUAGGCUCUUCGCCAUCGAACAGGAACUAUUCGAUUUAAGUCUGGAGGAGAAGCAAAGAUACGACUUCAGCAAGGAAGGCUCAUACUUUGGUUACAAAGCCCAGGGAGCUUCUGUUGUGGAUAAAAAAGGGAAUCUGGACAGAAAUGAGUUCUAUAAUGUAUCCAAGGACGACAUCGUUGGAGUCUCAACUCCCCUCCCUGCACCAGAUGUGAUACAUCGAGAACGAGCCACAUUGAAGUCAUUCAUAGAGAAUGCCCACUCGAUUGUUGGCAUAGUGCUCAGAAUUUUGAACCAGCAUCCCCAACUACCUUCCUCGACACUGACGAAUCUCCAUCGUCUCCGCGGGGUCAGCGGUGAUCAAGUACGGUUCAUAAAAGCACCUCCACAGCCAAAGGACGAUAAACAGACUGCACUGGGCGAGCACACAGACUUCGGUAGUGUUACCAUCCUCUUCAAUCGAGUAGGUGGGCUGCAAGUGCUACCACCGGGACAGGGUGCAGAAUGGUGCUAUGUUAGACCACUGCCUGGACACGCCAUCAUCAACCUAGGCGAUGCCAUGGUAAAAUUCACCAAUGGCCUGCUGCGCUCCAACAUCCAUCGUGUUGUGUCACCCCCGGGAGCCCAGACCAAUUCAACAAGAUAUAGCCUUGUCUAUUUUGCUCGACCGGAAGAUGAGGUGAAACUCAAGAGGCUCGACGGGAGUACUUGUAUCCCACCGUUGCCGGAAGGAGUGGUUGAGGAAGAUAUAAACAGUAAAGACUGGAUCAAACGAAGAGCCCUGGGAAAUAGGGUUGCUUUGCACAAAGAAAUUGACUUUGAUAAAUUUAUGGGAACGGAGCAGCAGAGUCGAAGAUUGGCAUAA
Aspergillus chevalieri is the source of this 912-nucleotide messenger RNA. Its product is annotated as putative oxidoreductase, 2OG-Fe(II) oxygenase family. The record is from RefSeq and is a predicted model, not a curated record. NCBI's taxonomy places the organism in Eukaryota, Fungi, Ascomycota, Eurotiomycetes, Eurotiales, Aspergillaceae. The transcript has 2 exons. Gene Ontology annotation, molecular function: dioxygenase activity. The coding region runs from base 1 to 912 and encodes 303 amino acids.